AUGUGUGCAUUUAAGCAAUUGGGUAUCCGUUAUCAACAUUCGCUUCCGCUUUUGGAUACAACGCAAUUACUUUUGCAAGGCUUACCACGGCCGGGUACCGAGGCCACCGUUCCUUUGAGAGAUUUUGUUGAAUGGGUUAGCAUUCAAAAUUCUCGUCAUAACAACUUUUUUGCUCCCAAACCAAGGUACAGGCCCUAUAGUUUGCCUUCUUUAUCAUUAUUCGAACCACUUUUAUCACACUGCCUUGCAAGAUGGCUAUUAGUUGACUAUAAAUUAAAUUCUUAUCCCUACUACGAUCUCAAUGUUGUCACUAUGUAUACCGAUUUCCAUCAAUCAUUGAGAAUUACGCGCAGCAUCGUGAAAUUCCUCAAGGAAACAGCUCCCGACGACCUUUAUCAAAGGAUAAACUGCUUUCUGGUACCUCUCUAUGACGAAACUAAAGAGAUCAAAAUACCUGAUAAAAAAAUAAGGGUUAUAAAACAUGGUGCGCUCUCUGCGAAUUCUUCCCUCUUCAUUGAAGAUCCUGUUUAUGUUCUCAUGAUAAAUGACGUGAUAAGACAUCUAUCGCAUGACUAUAUUUUGAAGACAGACACCCUAUGGAAACAAUGCUAUGUGAAUAUUGAACAAGAUAGCACACGCUCGCGACGCUUUGAUUCACAAAUGGAUUACUGGUGUCAGUUGACGUAUGAACUUUUGAAAGAACCUCUGACCAAAAGCGGUCUGAGUGACACGUAUAUUCCAUCUAGACUUGUCCAACUGUUUUUCAUUCUAAAGCAAUGUGUUCCUGAACACAAACUUAUUGCCAUGGAUUUAUCCCAAAGUAGGAAACCUAGCCUGUUGCAAGCUUUUAAGGAUCUCUGCGGAAAAGGUAGUUCUUACCAGCCAAGUAACGUCUUGGGACCUAACGACAUAUUGAGCGCAACAGAGCCAACGACAUUUGUUUCAGAUUUCUCGCAAGUAAAACAUUUAUAUGGGGUAAUAAAUGAUGGAAUGAAAGUAUGCCAGGUCGAAUCUUUGAACGAUUUUGCAAAAGAUUGGACUGAUUUGGAACAAAGUGCUAAAAUUUUGGGCGCCAAUCACUUAGAGAUCCAGGCAGGGCAACUGUCUACAAGCAAUAUCACUGUCCUUCACGGCUAA
Lachancea fermentati is the source of this 1137-nucleotide messenger RNA. NCBI's taxonomy places the organism in Eukaryota, Fungi, Ascomycota, Saccharomycetes, Saccharomycetales, Saccharomycetaceae. The record is from the annotation of a GenBank genome assembly.